Messenger RNA from Penicillium longicatenatum, 597 nucleotides. RefSeq names its product Zn(II)2Cys6 transcription factor domain-containing protein. The transcript is spliced from 2 exons. Bases 1 to 597 code for a protein of 198 amino acids. The record is from RefSeq and is a predicted model, not a curated record. Gene Ontology annotation, molecular function: zinc ion binding; DNA-binding transcription factor activity, RNA polymerase II-specific. Gene Ontology annotation, biological process: regulation of DNA-templated transcription. NCBI's taxonomy places the organism in Eukaryota, Fungi, Ascomycota, Eurotiomycetes, Eurotiales, Aspergillaceae.
AUGGCCGAUGACAUCGACUCAAAUAUCUACUAUCUCAAGCAAGAAGGAUAUCCUCUGACCGAGCAAACGUUGGAAGCACCCCCGGCCGCUCCCAUCGUCAAUGCAGAGGAACCUCAACCUCCCAAGCAAAAGAAACCCCGUCGUCGCAAGGAUGAUCCGGAGCCAGAAUAUUCCGAGCAGGUCAGGAGUGAACAGAUACGGAAGAAGGUAAAAUCGGAACGGUCCCGCCAUGCCUGUGAUAGGUGCAAGAUAAAGAAAACACGCUGCCUUGUUCUGAAUGAUAGCCAAGCAUGUUUUCCUUGUUUGCAAGAUGACCUUGACUGCUUCGUCACUGACCGCGUUACCAACCAAACGUUCAAGCUUGGUGAGGCGGGCAGGAUGAGGGAUCGAAUUGCUGAGCUGGAGGAAAAAGUCACUGAGCUGGAGGAGAAGAUUGUUGAGCUGGAGAUAGGGUUGAACACCUCGGAAUUCAUUGCUAAGAUUAACUGCUUGGAGGAGGAGAAUGCUGCUCUUCUAAGUGAGAAUCUUCGGUGGAGAGAGGGACUGAGAUUCUUGAAUGACUCCUGGGAGGGGAUUGGUACUGAUUCCUUCCAUUAA